AUGGCAACUGAAGAGCAUAAUGUCGCGAAGGCUGAAGAAUUUAAAGUCCUUGCUAACCAAGCAUUCAAAGAUCGGAAAUUUUCCCACUCUAUUGAUCUAUAUACACAAGCAAUUGAGCUAAACAGUCAAAGUGCAGUUUACUAUGCUAAUCGUGCCUUUGCCCACCUCCGGCUUGAGGAAUACGGUAGCGCGAUAUUAGAUGCUACAAAGGAUAUUGAAGUUGAUCCUAAAUAUUCAAAGGGAUAUUACAGGCGAGGUGCUGCUCAUCUUGGGUUGGGAAAAUUCAAGGAAGCACUGAAAGAUUUUCAGCAGGUCAAGAAAAUGUGUCCAAAUGAUCCUGAUGCAACAAAAAAAUUGAAGGAAUGUGAAAAAUCAGUUAUGAAACUGAAAUUUGAAGAAGCUAUUGCUGUACCAGGAUCUGUGAAACACCAACAGCCGUCCUCAAACGCCGCCUCCAUUGAAGGUCCUUCCGUCCAAACCGAAGCUUCGAUCUCACGCAUCAUGGCCAUCACCGAUCUAAUCGCAAAGCACUCUUUCGGUUCCAUGUUCAACCUCCGCACUCAGUCGACCCUCUUCUUCCGUCGAACCACCACAUAA
Molecule: messenger RNA, 597 nt
Organism: Vicia faba (fava bean)
Lineage: Eukaryota; Viridiplantae; Streptophyta; Magnoliopsida; Fabales; Fabaceae
Source: the annotation of a GenBank genome assembly